AUGCUGACCGCCGCUCCGCUCGCAGCGCGCUCUGCCAUCGCGCUGUGCUCUUUGGCUGCGGCCGGGCGUGGUCAUUUGGGCGUGGUCAUCCGGGCCGCAAACCUGACGGAUCCUGGCGACUGCGAGGCGCUCUGCUGCGUGCGCAAGCCCGUCGAGUUUGUCGUCGAGCAGGGCUCAAAGGGCUUCCUGGGCCAGGUGGCGGUUCUCGAGCCAGAGGUGGCGCGGAGGCGGCGCGUGCAGGCGCGGCUCGGCUCGGCCAUUCGAGACAAGGCGAGGGUGCUGAUCGCAGCCGACGCCGGCGCCGCGGAGCUGGCCGUGAUUGGGACGGUGGACUGCGUCGCGCUGCCCGCCGGCAAGGGCCGGCGCGCCAUGGGGCCCGAGCUUCCGCAGCGGCUGCUCAUCCGCAACCUCUGGGUCGCCGAAGCUUUCCGCCGGCAGGGCAUCGGCCGGCGGCUGAUGGACGCCGCCGAGGAGCUGGCAGCCGAGAUGCACAUCGAGUUUUUGAGCCUCGACGUGCUUGCGGACAACGAGCCGGCGCGGCGGCUGUACGAGGGCCUCGGCUUCACCGACCUGGAGCCGCCGCCGGUGCCCGUGCCCAACUGGCUGCGCGGCGCGCUGUCACUGGGCAAGGCGCUGGCGCCCCCGGCUGCAGACCGCAGCCCGGCCAUCACGUACUGGAUGUUCUCGCGCAGCUGCGCCCGCGGGGCCUCCGCGCGCUCGGCCUCGCUCGCGGCGCGCUCGCCAGCCUCCGUCGCCCGGCGCGCCUUCUGCCGGUCCUUCUUGGCCUUGCGUGCCGCGGCUCGAGCCGCGAGCUGCUCCUUGGUGGGCUCCUUCUUCUUCGGCGCGGUGCGCUCGAUGUACGAGCGCUCCGCCGCCUGCACCGACUCGCGGUCGCCCGCGGCCUUCUCGUGCUUCAGGUCGACCUCGAUGGUCGCGUAG
Molecule: messenger RNA, 939 nt
Organism: Emiliania huxleyi CCMP1516
Lineage: Eukaryota; Haptophyta; Isochrysidales; Noelaerhabdaceae
Exons: 2
Coding region: 1-939 (312 amino acids)
Molecular function (GO): acyltransferase activity, transferring groups other than amino-acyl groups
Source: RefSeq, a predicted model, not a curated record